AUGAAGCGAAUGCUUAUGUCCCAGCCUUCCCUCUACCUGAUCCACCUACUCAUUCGAUCCACCUGUUGGAAGUAGGUCAGGCCUGUCUCGAGGAUUUUAUUCGUCGCUUUUCUGGAGCCCCUCUUCUACUUAACGAUCUUGUUUGUAACUCAUUUACAGUCAUUUAACAAUUGUUUUUUGGUAUUGGAAUAGUUUACUUUCUUGAAACAGAUGUUGUUAAUUCCCACAAUACUAAAUAUUUAAAAUAUGGCAACAUGCCUUUACUUCUUUAUAACCCCAUGUCCAGAGUCAUCAGUCAUGAAGGCCAACAUCGUGAACUUUUUACGACCCUUCUUCUGACUAUGGCCUGGGGGCAUCCGGGUUUAGAGAACGUGGUCCAGUCACGCACCCGGGUAAUAGAUAUCCGUCCCCUUAGGGCUUCCAUUCCCAAAGUCGGCGGUCUUUCCGUUCAAUUCAGGGAUGAAUGAUAACAAUGAAAGUCCGAAAUUCGAACCUGGGGUCUGGAAGUAAGUCAUAAAUCUCUAGUAAUAUGCACAUCUGGUCCUUUCCCACGGCCUAGUUCCGGCUUAAACCGUUAAAUUGAUUUGAGAAUGUAUUUGAAGUCAUUUGUAUGAAUCUUGUCGAGGAUGGGUGACGAUUUCGACCCUUUCAGUGUCAUGAGUUACAACCACAGCUCAUCGUACAACCGGACAUACGAAAGGAAGGUGAUUGAGGAAGGCGGGGGCAAGCCCACUGUUCGAAUCAGCUCUCCCUUCCAGACGGUGACCGCCGGAGGUGGUGGAAUCCCCUUCUCAAUCCCCUCCCUCCCCUCUUCCAGUUUCAUUACUCCUCACAAUUACCACUUCGGUAAUUGUGCCGGAUCAUUCUCUUCCAACGAUGACUCCUUGAAUGCUAUCCUCGAUGUGUCCGGAUUUGCUCCAGAGGACCUCAAGGCAAGUUCUUGUUUCUAUUUGUCACUAACUCCAUGUACUUAACACAAUAUACUCCUUAUACUAGGGUUAUAAUGACAUGAUUUGUUCAGGUGUCGGUGGUUGGUCGUCAGAUCGUAAUUGAGGCCAAACACGGCGAGAAACAAGAUGAACUGGGAUCCAUCGAGCGAUCCUUUAUCCGUAAAUUCAACUUGCCGAAGAAUGCGACCCCCGAGUCGGUGAGCAGCAACCUGACUGGAGAGGGACAACUCACCAUCACCGCCCACGCCCCCCAACAACAACAGACCGCAUCCCAAAGCAUCCCCAUCAAGGUGCAAACCAAUGGCAGCGCUUAA
Molecule: messenger RNA, 1264 nt
Organism: Bursaphelenchus xylophilus (pine wood nematode)
Lineage: Eukaryota; Metazoa; Nematoda; Chromadorea; Rhabditida; Aphelenchoididae
Source: the annotation of a GenBank genome assembly